Messenger RNA from Anolis sagrei ordinatus, 1669 nucleotides. RefSeq names its product receptor activity modifying protein 1 (gene RAMP1). NCBI's taxonomy places the organism in Eukaryota, Metazoa, Chordata, Lepidosauria, Squamata, Anolidae. Gene Ontology annotation, molecular function: coreceptor activity. Gene Ontology annotation, biological process: protein localization to plasma membrane; calcium ion transport; intracellular protein transport. The record is from RefSeq and is a predicted model, not a curated record. Gene Ontology annotation, cellular component: membrane; cell surface; signaling receptor complex.
CGCCGAGAGAGAGAGUCAGAGUCAGGCGGGGGAGCGAGCGGUCGUCUGCGCUCUCGCUCCCUCUCUUCCCCCGCUGCUUCGGGGAGGGAGGCGCCAUGGCUUUGGGGAUGCUCGCCCUGCUGAGGCGCUUCUUGUGGCUGAGCCUGGCCCAUCACUUCAUGGUGGUCACGGCAUGCCGCGAAGCCGUCUAUGGCCAACUCAUCCAGGAAUUUUGCCUCAGCAAGUUUAAAUCAGACAUGGAAACUCUCAGGACGACACUGUGGUGUGACUGGGAGAAGACUCUUGACUGGUAUGGGGAACUUACCAACUGUACUUUCCUGGUAGCUGCAAAACUGGACUGUUACUGGCCAAACCAGCUGGUGGACGAGUUCUUUGUGGCAAUUCACAAGCACUACUUCAAAAACUGCGCUGUCUCGGGAAGGGCUUUGAGAGAUCCUCCGAACUCCAUUUUGUGCCCCUUUAUUGUGGUGCCCAUUUUUGUCACUCUGCUUAUGACGGCACUGGUUGUAUGGCGGAGCAAACGCAGUGAAGGCAUUGUCUAGAUGUCUUCAACACUUGGUAUGCCAUGGCAAGAUCUGCAUCUGUUUGUAAAGAAGUACCCCAAAAUCUCCAGCCUUCAGUUUCAGGGAACCCCAGGGAGUUGGAAUUGGACACUAGGUGAUCUGUAGUGAGGAACAGUUUUGUUACUCUUCCUGUGGAGAUGCUGACAGCAAAAAAGACAGUCUUUCUGUAUACUGUCCAAUAAUAGAUUGCAUCUUGAAAAAGAGACGAUAACCAUCAAUAUUCUCUGGAUAAUAACUGUGUUGUGGAAGCUAAGAAAUGCACCAGGGACUAAACCGCACUUCUAUAUAUCUGAAGCCCUCUUAUGCAGCCAUCGUUUAGUCAUGCUGGACAGAUAUCUUCUCUAGGUUCUCUCUUUCCAUUCUUCAAAUUGCUUUCCCCUUUUGGUUGCCUCUGGUUGUCUCUUAAUGUUGUUCUGCUGUCCUUUUGUCUGUACUCAGCCAUACACAUUUCCUUUGUGACAGUAGGCCGUUCCUUUGCUGGAUUUACAUUAUAGGUCUAAACGUAGUUAUAAGGCCUGACUAGAGUAAGUCUGUUGAAUCAAUGAUAUUGCAGAAGCAGUGUGACUUGCCAAAUUUCUAUUGAUUUAAUAGAUACUUUAGUUGGAACUAAAGAGCUCUGCACUGUUUAGAAGUGUGUCUUGCCUCAGAUCUGUUUUGUGACACGGGUCAGCAUAAUAAAUAAUUUAUUUAACAAAAGUGAAUGCAAGUUGCAGUAUGCAUUUUAGUAUUAUUUUGUGAAGGAAAGAAGGGAUUAGCAGAGCAAUAAUUUCCAGAUUUUUGCCUAAACAAGCAUAAGGUACAUAAGGUGAACAAAAAACUAAUUUUUCAUACUGUACGUGUGUGCAGAAGGGAGGAAAGAAUUGAGGUACUAAUUUGGGUAUGUUCACACUGUGUUGUAAUUGACUUUUUUUUUGUAAUAGAUUCAGGUGCAAAUCACACAAAGAUAGUUGUGCAGACAUUGACUGACUGACAAGGGAGCAGGGCGUGGAGGAAAGAACUAAUAUAUUGCUGUGUAUGUAUUUUGCUGAAUAUUAACCACACAAUGUAUUUUUGUGAGAUACUAUUCUAUAAGCUUAUUUUAAAUUAAAACAUAACUUGAGAAAUUG